Messenger RNA from Papaver somniferum (opium poppy), 567 nucleotides. RefSeq lists its product as uncharacterized. Bases 1 to 567 code for a protein of 188 amino acids. The transcript has a single exon. The record is from RefSeq and is a predicted model, not a curated record. Lineage: Eukaryota; Viridiplantae; Streptophyta; Magnoliopsida; Ranunculales; Papaveraceae.
AUGGUUUUCAUCCGCAACAUGUUGUAUACCUGGUACCUCUUCCAUUGGAUACCCAAAUCUGGUGAAGGUGAAGCUUAUGCUGACCAUAUAAAGAGUAUACACCAAUAUGUGCGAGCAAAUAUUAACAAGAGUAAUGAACACUACAUGAAUGCAUUUAAUGCUAACCGCAAGCAUACAAAAUUUCAUAAGGGUGAUAUGGUGAUGGUGUUCAUCCGAAAAGAAAGAUUCCAUAAGGGAAGAUAUCAUAAGUUGGCUUCAAGGAAGAUGGGUCCAUACAAGAUAAUGAAGAAGAUCAGUUCCAAUGCUUAUGUUCUUGAGUUACCUGAUGACUUACAAAUAAGUCCCAUUUUUUAUGUUGCUGAUUUGUAUGACUUCUAUGGGUUUGAUGGAGAGGAUGACGGUGAUACACUAGGUGAUCAGCAACCGAUACAACAGAUAAUGACCAACAAUCCAUCUGAUGUGAUUCAAGAGGUACUUGACAUGAAGGAAACUAGAUCCCGACGUGGAAAUAUGUAUCGACAAUUCUUAGUAAAAUGGCUUGGAAAGACAACUAAGAGUAGUACAUAG